Messenger RNA from Phytophthora sojae, 306 nucleotides. RefSeq lists its product as hypothetical. The record is from RefSeq and is a predicted model, not a curated record. NCBI's taxonomy places the organism in Eukaryota, Oomycota, Peronosporomycetes, Peronosporales, Peronosporaceae. The transcript has a single exon. The annotation marks the transcript as partial.
AUGGACCUCAAAACAUUCGCCAAGAAACCCUUCAACUACCGCAACGAAUUACUGGUUCUUGACAUCUUCACCGAACAAGUUGGAAAAAAAGAUGUUUCAUUUGGUAAUAUCUUCACGUCGAGGAGGCUUUUUCGCAACGCUGCUCUUGCGGUUUUGGGACAACGUGAAGGAGUCUUGGCGGUGACUGAUGGUACCUACAAGAUCGACUUCAACAACUGGACGCUGAUAUCAUUCGGUACCUGUGGCAUGCGUUACAAGGAGAAGAAGGAGUACCAACACAAGUUUUACCCGAUAGCCUUCCUGUUC